AAAAUCACGGAGUUUCUGACACAUUUGAGCGCUCCUAGAACAAAAAGAGAAAGUCCGAGAAACCAAAUGUGACCUCAGUGUGGAGUGGAAACAUUUUCCUUUAUGUUACAGCAACAAAUACGGUACAAAACAUUGACUUUACAAAGAUUAAAGUCUUAAACGUGGCGGAGAAAACACAACUGCAGCCAUGUUUGAGGCAGCAGCAGAGCGGCGGGGUUGGGUUGUCUCUUCACGGUUCUCAUGGAUGUUAUAAGUCCCGCCUCCUGCUCUGAACUGCAGAAGUUCACAGGAACAUUAACUGGAAACAUGGCAGAAGAAGCUCCAGCAGCAGCACCGGCUAAAGCCCCGGCAAAAGCCCCGAAGAAGAAGUCCGCUCCCCGGGCCAAGAAAGAUGGACCUAGUCUCUCUAAAGUCAUCGCGGCCGCCGUGGCCGAUUCCAAGGAGCGCAAGGGGAUGUCUCUGUCGGCGCUCAAGAAGGUCCUGGCUGGGAAAGGAGUAGAUGUGGCCAAGGCUAACAAGCGCAUCAACACCGCUGUCACCAAGCUGGUCACCGAAGGAACCCUGAGCCAGACUAAAGGGACCGGGGCAUCCGGCUCCUUCAAGCUGGCAAAGAAGGAGCCCAAAGCCGCCAAGCCGGCCAAGAAGGUGGUGAAGAAGGCUCCCGUCAAGGCAAAGAAGCCCGCCGCCAAGAAGGCCACCACUCCCAAGAAAGCCGCUGCUAAGAAACCGGCAGCGGCCAAGAAGUCCCCGAAGAAGGUUCCGGCUAAGAAAGCGGUGAAGAAGGUGGUGAAGAAGAGCCCCAAAAAGCCCGCCGCUAAGAAGCCAAAGGCUGCCAAGAAGCCUGCAGCCAAGAAACCUGCAGCAAAAAAGCCCGCAGCUAAGAAGACCCGGAAGUAAACAGCUGCUUCAACUCAGCACUCAGUGCACCAAAGGCUCUUUUCAGAGCCACCACACCUUCACCCAAAGACAUGAUUCCUCAUAAGUUUCCAGUCUGGUUACUUUAGUAGACAUGAUACAUUUAAGCAAUUUGUAAAAUACAAAGGGUUUAAUAUUCUGGUUAAAUGACUAGACAGAUGAGAUUUUACAUUUAGUUUUGUAGAUUACCUCUAAUCAUUGUUUUUACUUAUCAAUGUUUCUAAAACAUUUAAGUAGAAGUUAUCUACAGAGAUGGAUUCUUAUGAACUUUAUAUUAAACCAUCUCUUAUCUGAUCCCCACUUGGGCCAGAUAAUUCAACACACUAGAACCCCUCAUCAGACCAGACUGAGUAAAUGAUAUGAAUUAGUCAUGAAGAUAUUAUGUCUAUACCUGCAUGUCCAUGCAUGAUCGCAGGGCGGCCAAUCACCAGCAAGAGGCGGGAUGCACCCUGGACAGGUGAACCAGAAGGAAAAUGGUCAGGAAUUCAAAUUUAAAACAUCAGUCGUCUAGAAAUAUGACUGAAGAUGUAGUUCAACCAUUAACAUGAAUACAUAACCCAUCCUUUCUGACAUAUUUUAAUGUAAAAUGAACAGGUGGCAUGCACCCAUUGACUAACUCCAGGAUAAUUUAUCUGCUUUUUCUUUUCUCCAAAGUUGUAAAAACUGGAUAGCAGAACUGUGGCUUAAUAGUUACUAUUAAAUCAUUUGUAUUGUGCAUUA
Molecule: messenger RNA, 1635 nt
Organism: Girardinichthys multiradiatus
Lineage: Eukaryota; Metazoa; Chordata; Actinopteri; Cyprinodontiformes; Goodeidae
Product: histone H1-like
Exons: 1
Coding region: 241-897 (218 amino acids)
Biological process (GO): nucleosome assembly
Cellular component (GO): nucleosome
Molecular function (GO): structural constituent of chromatin; DNA binding
Source: RefSeq, a predicted model, not a curated record